Molecule: messenger RNA, 1602 nt
Organism: Coccidioides posadasii C735 delta SOWgp
Lineage: Eukaryota; Fungi; Ascomycota; Eurotiomycetes; Onygenales; Onygenaceae
Source: RefSeq, a predicted model, not a curated record
AUGGCUGAAGGUACUACAGGAUCAUAUGCAACUAUGUCACUGGGUGAGGACAAGAGAAUUGUGGUUCAUUCCCACAUUCCUAUACCUUCCCCUGGCACAGCAAAUGCACCUUGGUUUGACAGCAGAGAUGCUACCCUGUUUAUUGAAAGGUUUUAUCAGAUGUGCAAGAAUCAUGGGGUAAUUGACCCUAAAAACAUUAUUGAAUGGUUGGCUAGGUACUGUGUUACAUGGAUUGGAGAAUGGAUGAAGACCUUGGAAGGCUACAAAGAAGGUAAUUGGGAAGUAUUCUCCAAAGAGAUUAUUCAUGAAUUUCAUGAUCAAGACAUCACUUACAAGAUUCACCAUCAGGAUUACCUCCAGAGGCUACCUGAGAAGCUCCAGAAUAAGGUUAUUGACAAGGCCAAGCUCAAUCUUUCAGACAAUAUGUCGCCUAUUGAUUUUAGGAAAGUUGUUCAGGUGACCAUGGAUUUGAUCAACCAGUAUGAAGAGAAUAAGAAGAUCUUUAAAGAAGAUGAAAUAAAACAAAAGAAAAUGGAGAAGCUUGGUGAGCAAUAUCAAUUGGCUAACAAGCCCCCUACAGUUGAAGCUCCAAAGAAAACAGCUAGUUUUGUGAAGACUGAAGAAUCUGAAUUGAAAGCCAAAGCCAAGGGCUCUGACAGCACCAAUAUUGAAGCUGCUAUUGAAAAGAUGACCAACAAGUUCACAAAUUUGGCAUUGACCAUGAGAGUACAAUCAAAUCAGAUACAAGGGAAUUCCAAUCAGUAUUAUAUGCUGCAGAGAGAAGGACCUCCAAAACCUAUACCAAAUUAUCCAACAAAUGUGACUGUUAAUCCUACAACUGUACAAGAGAAUACUCAACUGCCAGUCAACCCCUAUUUGGCUCAAAAUGGCUCUCCUAUGACAGGCUAUAGUAGUGCUCAUGGACAAGGAGGAGCUCAAACUGGAGGAAUUUCAACACAUCCCUCAUGCUUCUACUGUGGAAAACCUGGACAUCAUCAAUCUCAGUGUUAUGAAUACCAAUCCGAUAUGAGUAAUGGAUACUGCCAUAUUGAUGACAAAGAGAACUUACACAUGGGCUCUAAGGGUCAAAACUAUCAAGCUGUCACUCCUAAACCUGGAAUCCCAAACAUGUAUAUUGUGCGGUCUAUGGAAGAGGAUGAAUGGGUGAUUCUGGAGUCAACAAGCCCUAAAAAGGAGAUCAAUCAGCAAGAAGAGACAUCUCCCGCAAAUUCAAUCAGUGUGAAGGUCCAAGCAGGACGGCUUGCAUAUCUAAUGUCUGAUGGAGAAUCUGAUUUGGAUAAGGAAUAUGAACCAUUGGAAGAAAGAACAUCAGUCAAUGUUGGAACAGUUGGAGAAGCUAAGAACAAUCAAAGAGCUAAGAUUGCAACACCCCAUACUCAGUGUACUGGACAAUUUAUUACUUACUGGGAUAAUCAGGCUAGUGUUGAUGACAAUGUCAUGGAAGACAUUGAACCAAUCAAUCAGAAGAAGCCUGAAAUUCAGAACAAGUCUGUGGAGAAACAAAGACCAAGAUAUUCUGCAACAGAUCACUUAUCCUCUCAGAUCUGUGAUUCAACAGAUGCCAAUGAAUUAAUGGGUUGA